CAAAUGUCAUUAGAACACUUAUCACUCACCUAGGUACUUUGAUUUGAUAAUAUUCGCCAGUGUCUUAAUUUAUGGCCAGAAAACUGUUGUUUUCCUUGUAGAAUCAGUUUGUUCAUGAGUUUUUCCCAUUGCAAUGGCUACUGCGUCUGAAGUGCGAGCGCUGUUCGAAGCACGGUUAAAGGAUGGAAUACCAAAUCCGCCAGGAGAAUUCAAUCCCUCGGACUUAGAAAGAGUUAAAGAUGAUAAAUACAUAAAUCGGAUUAUAGCUCAUAUGGAGAAUAAUGUACAACUCGCCGCUGACAUGUUAUGGGACAUCAUGGUCUGGCGGAAGACGGUUGGAGCCAACGAGCUCAAUGAGAGCAAUAUCAGGAUGGAUUAUGUCCAAGAAGGUACAUUCUUCCCCCACGGACGAGAUAUUGACGGGAGUCUCCUCAUGGUAAUAAAGUCAAAACACCACGUCAAAGGCCAGAAAGACAUGGAGGAGAUAAAAAAGAUCGUCAUCUACUGGUUUGACAGAAUAGAAAGAGAAGAAGGAGGCAAGAAGAUCUCUCUCUUCUUUGAUAUGGACGGUUGUGGCCUCGGCAAUAUGGAUAUGGAGCUGAUUAAGUAUCUUAUAACGCUCCUAAAGCUGUACUAUCCGUUUUUCCUGAACUACAUAAUCAUUUACCAGAUGCCGUGGGUCUUGUCAGCUGCCUUCAAAGUGGUGAAGACUCUCCUACCAGCAAAGGCUGUUGAAAAAAUGAAGUUUGUCACAAAAGAUACUUUGAAAGAUAUUGUGGCACCUGAUCAAGCGUUGGUCUGCUGGGGCGGUCGAAAUGAGUAUGUCUUCAAAUUCGUGCCAGAGAAUAGAUCAGAACAGACCCCAGCAAAGAAGGUUACUUUCGCUGAACAAGGAGACAACCAGCACUCCUUGGGCGAGAUGCUAAGAUUAGUGCCAAAUGACGUAAUAGUCUUCAAAACCGACAGUGAUGAGGUGUCAGGGCAGUUCACGAUCACAAAUAUGGACGAAAGUGCUAUCUCCUUCAAGAUCAGAACAACUUCUCCAGAAAAGUUUAGAGUGAGACCUAGUUCAGGAAUCCUGGGACCUGGUUUGUCGCAAACUGUCACCAUUGUCGUCCAAGCGGGCUUCCAAACCAGAUCUUCGACGAAGGACCGGUUUUUGGUCAUGUCUGUACAAAUACCAAAGACAGAUUUGACCCAGAAGGAACUGGCUGAAGUUUGGCAGAACUCGUCCAGCAGUAAGGUUGACGAGUACCGUCUCAAAUGCCAAUUCCCUGAGAACAAUUUGACGAGAAACGGAAACUUGGUGGAAGGGAAAAGCAAUAUUGGAUCCGACUCAGUCACUAAUGCUUUGAACAACUUGCAGAUGCACUAUGAAUUGCUAAACAAACAAGUAACACAGUUGAAAAUCUUCCAAUUCUUGACCCUGCUUUUGACAGCUUUUACUGUUCUACUCGGGUAUAUGAUCUAUAAGGGGCUAGACGAAGAGAAAUAUUGUGAUCGUAUAUAGCUGUUAAUGCCUUAUGGUGUCCAAGAUACCAUAAUAUUAAAUGGACUGAUAUUCGUAACCCUUUUGUCAAACACGACUCUUUUAGUGAAAUACUGUCAAUUGGUAAGAUCGGUUCAGAAGCUGCAUGUGAUAAAGUGAUUUUUGCAAGUGGGGACUUAUAGGUUGCAAGUGGGGACUUAUAGGUUGCAAGUGGGGACUUACAGGUUGCAAGUGGGAACUUACAGGUAAGUUGCAAGUGUUAUUUUGUAAUUGGCGAGCUUGAGCAAUGUAAUUGCAAUUAGUUUGGUUGCAAUUUAAGGUAUUGCAUUGAAGUAAAAUGCAUAGUUCAAUUGUAUAAAUAAAAUUGAUUAUUGUUACAAUGCAUCGUUUAUGCAAACGCGAAACGUUAAGGGUGUAGGGACCCUAGUUUAGUUCCUAUCCGUUACCUAGAUGGCGUAUGUGUUGCGCAUUCAGUGUAAAAAGUAAAUAAUUUAGCUUUUUUCUCAUUUACCAUUAUUUCUGAGGCUUCAUUUUAUUAGUGCCACAAGAGGUAAAAUAAUAAACUAUUUUCUUUAAAUUAUUGAUUAAAUAUACAUUCCCAUAUAAAAGUAUUUACUAAAUAUCAGUAUUUUUGUUACAAAUAAAUGUAACACAAUUCUUUCUUUUCUUUCUUUCUUUCUUUUCUAAUAUGUAGUAAUCUAAUGGUGCUAAUUCCUGUAAAUACCAUCUAAUUUUAUUUUAAGUUAUAUCUGUCAUUUUCUUAUCCGCCGAAAAGGAAAGGGACGGGUAAUAGACAAGCAUAAAAUUUAUGGAACACACGUCAAUUUUAAGCACAAAUCUAAACCAACCGUCUAAAAAUUUUACAUCAGUCAAUAACCCGACACAUUCAUUUACUCAUUCUUCCUAAAAUUAAGAGCUGUGAAUCAUCCGUCCCUUUCCUUUUCGACGGAUAUGAAAAUGACGGAUAUAACUUAAAAUAAAAUUAGGCGGUGUCUGCAGGAAUCGGGGCCAAAUAUGUAUUAAUAAGUAAUAAAAAGUUAAUUUAAAUAGGAAAUUGUCAAUAACUUCAAACCCAGAGUAAACCUGAAGAGAAUAGGAAGGGUUUAUAUUUUUUUUAUUGUUUGUAGGUUCUCUAGACCUUCAAGUAGUGGCAAAAAGGUGUAGAGCUCAUUUAGCUUAGUUUAUCUAUGACAAAAAUAAUAAUUUCGAUCACCGAAUGGUGUGGCUACACUUACGCCAUCUAUUGACGCUGAAACGUAUAUGGCGCGGGUCCCAAAGCGGACUGUCACUGCAUACGAAUCGCUUCUACGUGAACGCUUCCAUACAUAGCCAUGUGUUUGAUUUUACCGCGCGAUUCCCGCGUCUUCAUAAACGAUGUCAUAGGGAAACUGUCAUGACAAAUUAAGUUACUUGCCUGUCGCAAGUAUAGUAAGUAAAUUAUUAACAAGCUUACUUGUAUAUUGCAUUUCUAUUAUAAUAAGUGAUUUUAUUAUUCGUCUUAAAUCAAGCAAUCAACAAAACAGAUACAAAAUGUUGGACUGUUCCAUUUUGAAGGCUAUAAACUCCCGCCCCUUAUCCCUAAUAGGAUGGGCAGAGCAAUUAUUGUUAGAGGACGCUCUUUGUAUCGAAUUAGGAGAUAAAGUUCAAAGUAUUGUUCAGAAGAAAUUUAAAAUGAGAGAUUUUUAAAAUGCAUUUAUUUGUAGUUAAAAAUAAAUUAACUAUUUCCUUUAUAGUUUGACACCAGUAUUCUAAGAUGUUCACUCUAACCUUCCUCGACUCCAGGCAAAGGCGACCUCCAGGUUUUCCUGGAACUCAGCUCAAAAUCGGUAUUCUUAGAGUGCGCCACAUCCUUCAUCAUCAUCAUCAUCAUCCCAUUAACGUCCCCUGCUGGGGCACGGGCCUUCCCUAUGGAUGGAUAGGGGGAUCGGACCCUAAACCAUCACGCGGGCCCAGUGCCGAUUGAUGGUUAUUAACGACUGCUAAUGCGGCCGGGACCAACGGCUUAACGUGCCUUCCGAAGCACGGAGGAGCUCGAGCUUUUUUUUAUGGUUACCCAUUCUAUGACCGGCCUUUGCGAAAGUUGCUUAAUUUCAACAAUCGCAGACUUCAACCUUAACUCGAGUUAACUCCAGUAAGUCAUAACGUCAUUAAUUUAGUAUUAUUAUGUUGGCAAUAUGACAUGCUCGACUCCAGUGAGUGAAGUCCUCAAGUCGAGGACGUGAAUGUCAACUUGAAAUACCAAAAUGCUCAGCUGAGGCCGAGUCGAGUGGUGAAAGAGUCGAGUAGACAUCUUAGAAUACAGAUGUGAAUUAUUCAUCACAUAUCUAUUAGAAAUUAUUGUAAAGUAUAAUAUUAGUUAUACAUUUUAUUCAUUCCAAAAUUACAUUUAAAAAAAUGUAUUAAAUUGGUUAAUAGUCCAGUUGGACAUGUUGGUUUAUUGAAAGGGUAUUUAUUUAUAUUGGUUUUUAGAUGUUUAUUUAACAUCUCAACUUUUUGUGGGUAUUCGUCAGAUGGCAUUCACUACUUGGCCGGCUGAGGGCUCUAACCCGGUUAAUAUAUAAUAGUAUUAGUUGAAAUAUAGGACAUUUGAAUAGCUGAAUAGCUGUUGCAUCGCCUCUCGAGGUUCGGGUUAACGAUUUGACCGGCCAAGUAGUGGUUCCAAGCCAAUUCUACAAUGAGAACCCCGAAAAUACCUCCUGAAAUAUUUUUGGUACGACUUUCAUAAGACAUUCAUUAGUCAACCAAGGUUUAUAAUUAAUUUAGAAGUAUAUAAAAAUGUUAUUAAUUAUGUGGGUAGAUUAAAAAAUGUAGCAAUGUU
Molecule: messenger RNA, 4307 nt
Organism: Pectinophora gossypiella (pink bollworm)
Lineage: Eukaryota; Metazoa; Arthropoda; Insecta; Lepidoptera; Gelechiidae
Product: motile sperm domain-containing protein 2-like
Exons: 3
Coding region: 134-1510 (458 amino acids)
Source: RefSeq, a predicted model, not a curated record